UUUCAUUUCUCUUAGUUUUUCAUGUCUCCGAUAAUAUCACGGCGCGGGUCGCGUCGUUAACCCCUUGACCUCAUCUCCCUCCCCGUAAUUCGUUCGUCACGUGCCUCCUUCCCUCCCCCUCGUCCUCUCUCUCAGAUCCGUCUCCAUGCGCUCCCCUCCGUUGCCGUCCGCCGGAGGCGGCGCCCGCGACGCUGAGACACUCUUCCGCUCCAAGCCGAUCCCCGAGAUCCGCGCCGCUGAGGCAGCCACGAGGCGGGAGAUCAAGGCCAAGGAGGAGGAGCUCCGCCUGCUCGUCGGCGAGAGCUACCGAGAUCUCAUCGACUCCGCCGACUCCAUUCUCCUCAUUCACUCCUCCUGCGAGUCAAUCGACUCCAAUCUUGCUGCCGUCGAAGCCGCCCUCCGCUCCCUCUCCGUCCCCUCCGCUCCCGAAGCACCCACCCUCGCGUCUAACCCCGCUCGCACUCGCGUCUACGGUAUUUCCGCCAGGAUCAAGUACCUCGUUGACACCCCUGAGAACAUCUGGGGCUGCCUCGAUGAGUCCAUGCUCCUUGAGGCCUCCGGUCGGUACCUCCGCGCCCACGAAGUUUACGGCCUCCUAAUCAACACCGCCGAUCGAGAAUUGCUCGCCAAAUUUCCUCUUCUUCGGCAUCAAUGGGAGAUUGUCGAGGGCUUCAGGGCCCAGAUCUCGCAGAGGACCCGCGAAAGGCUGACUGACCAGGGGCUCACCAUCGCCGCCUACGCAGAUGCCCUAGCUGCUGCUGCCACCAUCGACGACCUGGAGCCAAAGCAGGUAUUGGGCCUGUUCUUGGACUCGAGGAGGUCGUGGAUCUCGCAGAAGUUAGCAGGUGGCAUCCUUGAUUCUGAUUCCUCUUCUUCCUUGCUAUGUGAUGUGGUUAGGACGAUAAGAUCUAGCUUGGGGCAAGUGGGCGAGCUCUUUCUUCAAGCGCUGAAUGAAAUGCCGUUGUUCUACAAAAUGGUACUAGGGUCUCUCCCUGGGACACAGCUGUUUGGUGCAAUCCCUCAUCCAGAGGACGAAGUGAGGCUCUGGAAGUCGCAUAGGGAGAAAUUGGAAGCAGCUAUCGUUCUGCUUGAACCAGAUUUCAUUGCCGAUACCUGUUCUUCUUGGUUAAGAAACUGCUGUGAGGAAAUUUUUGGUAGGUGUCCAAAUGGUAAGCGUAUAACUGAUGCAAUUGCUAGCGGAGAGGGCCUUGCAGCUGCGGAAAAGAUGGUUCGUUAUACUUUAGAUGACCGAGAGGGAUUGGAGGAGAGCUUGGAACAUUGGCUGAAAAGUGUCUUUGGCUCUGACAUUGAGUCCCCUUGGAACCAGAUUAGUGGGCUCAUCCUGAAGAACGGAAAAGACAUCUUAGAGGAUAGGUUGGAAGAGGCAUUUACUGGCAGAAUGAAAGAAAUCAUGAAUUUAGAAUUUGCAAACUUGAAUAUAGAUAUCAACUUGAGGAACUCUGUCCAGGCUAUUGUGAAAACUACUGAGUGGAAUGACCCAGAUGAUUCACAAGCUUAUUUAAAAAAUCUGUCAACUGAUGGCGGAAUUUGGUUCUCAGAGUCAAUUCAAAAGAAAACAGGAUUACUUUAUGCUCAUAAACCAGCAAUUUAUGAGAAUGAUUUCAACAGUAGCUUGAAUGCAUAUCUUGGACCUGAAGUUAGUCGGAUUAGAGAUGCAUUGGACAGAAAAUGUCAAACAAUACUAGAGGAUCUUUUGUUCUAUGUGGAAUCUCACAACUCUUUUUUGAGGUUAAAAGAGCUGGCGCCAUAUCUUCAAGAAAAAUGUUACAACACCAUAGUUGCCUUACUGAAGGAACUUGAAGAUGAACUUGCACUUCUUACUGCUGCUUUGGAGAGAAACACACAGGACAAGGAGUUUCCUCACACUGUCCUUAUUGACAGAUCACUCUUUAUAGGACGCCUUUUGUUUGCAUUAAAAAAUCAUUCGAGUCAUAUACCUCUAAUUCUUGGAUCUCCAAGGCAGUGGGUUAAAGAUACUCUUGGUGCAGUCUCUGUUGGCUUUUUAUCCUCUCCUUUGUCUGGGAAACAUAAUGCAUCUUUUGAUUCUCCAAUCUCUCCCUGUCAUAGCUCCAAAAGUCCGAGAAGACAAUUUCUUGGUAAUCCUAGAAGGCAGACAAUUUCAGCUGCUGCUGCGUUGUUUGCACUGGAUGAAAACUCAAGUCCAAAGCUUGAUGUACUUAACAAAAUCUUUAAAGAUCUGUCCAUCAAAUCUCACAGCCUGUGGAUUGUUUGGUUGUCCAAUGAGCUAGCACUAAUUCUUUCCAAGGAUCUUACCAGAGAUGAAACAUUAUCCUCUUCAACUCCUUUGAAGGGCUGGGAAGUGACUACCAUCAAACAAAAUGAUUCCAAGGAAGGCCCUUUGGAGAUGAAAAUCUCUCUUCCUUCUAUGCCUUCACUCUAUAUCACCUCCAUUCUCUUUCAGGCUUGUUUAGAAAUUCACAGAAUGGGAGGUCAUAUUCUUGACCGACAUACACUGCAGAUGUUUGCGUGGAAAUUUUUACAGAAGAUGGUUGAAGUCUAUGAAAGAUUUUUAUCAGCCUUGGAAAAUGGUGAAUAUCAAGUCUCAGAUAAAGGAAUACUGCAGAUUUUGCUAGAUUUGAAAUUCAUUGCUGAUGUUCUCUCUGGAGGCAAAGACUCUACUGCCAGUGAUCCUGAAUCAAAUGCCAAAGAAGAUUCACUAAAAGUUAAAAUACUAAAACCUGCGUCAAGACGGAAACAGCCACAAAACAAGCCUGAUUCUGCAAAUGUGGAGACCAUUUCAAAACUAAUCAAUAGCUUUUCACAGAGGCUGGAUCCCAUUGACUGGGCUACGUAUGAGUCUUACCUCUGGGAGAAUGAGAAGCAAUCAUACAAGCGAUAUUCUGUUCUUUUUGGCUUCUUAGUUCAGCUUAAUCGUAUGUACACAGACAUUGUCCAGAAAUUGCCUACAAAGUCAAAUGCAGGUUCAAACAUUAUGAGAUGUUCCACAGUUCCCCGAUUUAAAUACCUCCCUAUCAGUGCUCCUGCAUUAUCGUCAAGAAAUGCACAUAAAUUAGCUCUGCAGACUUCUGAUGAUACCUCAAUGAGGAGCCCCUGGCAAGCAUAUGGAAGUGUGGAACAAUCUCCGAAGCCAGACUUUGAUGAUAGUCCAAACUAUGGAGUUACUGCACCGUUGCUCAAGUCUAUCAUGACACAGGUGGGAAGCAAAUUUGGGGAGAGUACCUCCAGAUGGGGCUCUAUGCUUUCUGAUGGCCAAGUUGGUAGGCUCAAAGACAGAUCUGCUGCUGCCAUGUCGACCUUCGGCGACAUUCUUCCUGGCCCUGCAGCAGGGCUUCUAUCAUCUCUUACAUCAGGCGCAGCCAUGUUCGAAACUUAACUUGUGUUUAUUCUGCAUCAAUGAGUAUUCAUAUGAAGGAACAGAAUCCAUUUGUUUGGAGAGGGAAAACUUCAGCCGGAAAUUUCUAGUCUCGCUGCAGAGGUAAUAAGGAAGCCUUCUCACAGCAUGAGCAAUUUGCAAUUAAGUAAAACCCCAAGUAGUGGAAUCUGUCUUGCAAUGUGCAGUGUUUAGGAGCUGGAACACUCGUCCAAGCCUCCAUGUUAGAGAAGUCGAGGGAUCAGAGAGUUGUAUAUGUUACAAGAUUCACAGUUUCAACAAAAUAUAUAUAGUUUUCCCACAGGGCCCUAUGUAAGACUAAUUUUGUUUGUUCGAGUUUUAUUCCUUUUUGUUAAUCUCAAAA
Zingiber officinale is the source of this 3737-nucleotide messenger RNA. RefSeq names its product conserved oligomeric Golgi complex subunit 1-like. Gene Ontology annotation, cellular component: COG complex; Golgi apparatus. Lineage: Eukaryota; Viridiplantae; Streptophyta; Magnoliopsida; Zingiberales; Zingiberaceae. Gene Ontology annotation, biological process: intra-Golgi vesicle-mediated transport. Bases 146 to 3376 code for a protein of 1076 amino acids. The transcript has 6 exons. The record is from RefSeq and is a predicted model, not a curated record.